This is a messenger RNA of Oncorhynchus nerka (sockeye salmon), 2306 nucleotides long. Its product is annotated as pre-mRNA-splicing factor 38B-like. Bases 291 to 1778 code for a protein of 495 amino acids. Lineage: Eukaryota; Metazoa; Chordata; Actinopteri; Salmoniformes; Salmonidae. The transcript is spliced from 6 exons. Gene Ontology annotation, cellular component: precatalytic spliceosome. The record is from RefSeq and is a predicted model, not a curated record.
GGCGUUCGUUGCCUUUUCCGGUCUUCUCCUGGCAGCGGCAGUUACGUGCGUACCAUUUUCUCCUACUGUUGCCGAAGAAACUCAGCUAGCAAGAUAGAUCUACAAAGUAAGGUUUUGUGGGCCAUAAUCUGGUGCUAGGUUAUUGUAGAAUAUAGUUUUCCGCAACUAUUGACGGUUUCAAACCCCGCUUUAAUGGCGUUAUAGUCAGAAGCAUCGAUUGUGUAAGCUAGCGUUAGCGUUAGCGGCUAAUUUCCCGCAUUUGUGGAUCGACAGCCUGGGAUCCUCGCAUUAUGGCCAACAACACUGUAGCCGGGAAUCAGCAACAAGGACAGGCUGUGAACAAGAUUGGCCCUAACCCUGGAAAACAUGGCAACAACUUGCCUCUCUGGGGAAACGAAAAGACUAUGAACUUGAACCCUAUGGUCCUCACCAACGUGCUCUCAUCUCCAUAUUUCAAGGUUCAGCUCUAUGAACUGAAAACCUACCAUGAGGUGGUGGAUGAAAUAUAUUUCAAGGUGACUCAUGUUGAGCCCUGGGAGAAAGGCAGCAGGAAGACUGCUGGACAGACUGGAAUGUGCGGAGGGGUGCGUGGAGUCGGGACAGGCGGCAUUGUGUCCACGGCCUUCUGCCUGUUGUAUAAGCUGUUUACCCUCAAGAUGACCCGCAAGCAGGUGAUGGGACUGAUCACUCACAACGACUCGCCCUACAUCAGAGCACUUGGUUUCAUGUACAUAAGAUACACCCAGCCCCCUGCAGACCUGGUGGACUGGUAUGAUGGUUUCCUGGAUGAUGAGGAGGAGCUGGAUGUGAAGGCCGGAGGCGGCUGCGUUAUGACCAUCGGUGAGAUGGUCCGGUCGUUUCUCACCAAGCUGGAGUGGUUCUCCACACUCUUCCCACGCAUCCCGGUUCCUGUGCAGAAGAUGAUUGACACACAGAUGAAGGCAAGGCCCCGGAAGGUUCCUGAGAAGGUGGAGGAGCCGGUUGAACCUGUGCCAGAGGAGGGACGGGCGACAGAAGGGCGUAGACGCUCCCGGAGCCCCAGGAGGUCCCCCAAACGGUCGAGGAGCAGGAGCCACCACCGCGAACGAGAGCGCCACGGCCCAAGCUUCGACCGCGAGCUGGACAGGGAACGUGACCGCCAGAGGAAGGAGAGGGAGGGUAAGGACGGGGACAGGAGAGGAGGGGACAGGGAGAGAGGGGAGAAAGCGAGGGACAGGGGAGGAGAAAGGGAGAGGCGACGGUCCAGGAGCAGGGAACGCAAGGGAGAGCGGAAAGACAGGGAGAAAGAAAGGGAGGGGGGCGGGGAGAACGACAGAAGCAGGAGGAAAGACAGGGGCAGUGACAGAGGGAGGGAGAGGUCCAAGGACAAGAGGAGCAAGGGAGAGACUGAGGACAGGAGACACAAAGAAGAGCGGGAUGAGAGGAGGGGGCACAGGGAGGAGAGGAAGGCCAAGCGCUCCAGUCGGAGCGGAAGCAGGGAAAGGAGACACAAGGAGAAGUCCAAGAAGAGAGGAGAAGUCCAAGAAGAGAGUGGAAGCAAGAGCAGGGCCGAGGUGGGGGAGAAGGAGAAGAGCAGGAAGAGAGAGCGCAGCCAUGAGAGGGGGGAGGGCGAGCAGCGCUCACACAAACGCAGCCGCAGCAAAGAGCGGAGCCACCGGCCACGAGAGCCCAGCAACGGGAAAGCCCACGGGAAACACCGAGAGCGCAGGAGGAGCCAGAGCAUGGAUAGAGGAGAGAGGACGACACAGAGAGCGCAGGAGGAGCCAGAGCAUGGAUAGAGGAGAGAGGACGACACAGAGAGCGCAGGAGGAGCCAGAGCAUGGAUAGAGGAGAGAGGAUGACACAGAGCGCUCGGGCAGAGUCCCCUUAGCUCGUCACAACUCUUCUCUGCCUUUCUCUCUUCAUUCAUUGGUUUUACUUGUUCGUGUAGUCUGCCAUGUAUUAUUAAAAAGAGAAGAAAAAAACAUUAGCACGAGAAACUACCUGGACUUGUCUUUGGCCAACGUAAUGCUACUUUAUGUAGAUCUUUCUAUCUCUGCCUUUCUCCUCCCUUUCUAGACCAGCGUUACUUUUCAUUCGAGACAGUUGUAUUAGAAAAAAAAUGCCAUUUUAAGUUUUUAUAUGGUUUUGUCUCUGGAAAGUUCCAAAUUGCUUUGUACAUACGGGUCUGAGAAUGUUUUAAAUCCUACAGAGCAACCUCCGAAGGUGAAUUUGUACCAUGCACUGAGCCGUACUGAUAUUGUGCUGUGUUUGGUUAAGUGCUCUGUUACAUUUUGUUUUCUAAUUAAACAACUUUUACAAAAGGA